CAAUUCGAAGUUGUGAGUACACAUGCCUCUAGCCUACAUAACGAGGUAAUAAAUAUUGUUUUACCGAGCACUUUUAACAGUGAAUUAACGCACAAGUUUUACGUAUAUAGUGUAGACGAUAGGUAUGACGGAUUGAUAGGUAGCGACUUACUUAAACAGCUUGACGCAAACAUUGAUAUGAAAUCACAGACACUCUUUACCAGGGACACAAGUAUUCCCAUCAUAUAUACGUCACCAACUAGAUUUUCAUACGAAUUACCACCGCGUAGCGAGUUAAGGGUCAAACUUCCAGUUAAUUUAUUAAAUGGAUACGGCAUUUUAGAACAGAAAACUUUUACUGAAGGAGUUAGGAUGCCCGCGGCAUUAGUUACAUGUGAACAAGGUUUUGCUACCACUGUAAUCCAGAACUGCAAAACAGAACACAUGACCCUUAAAGUCAAUGCACCAUUUAGAGUAGAACCAUAUAAUAAUACAGAAAACCAAUGUCAGCUCAAUUUUAACGCGGAAAAUAACAAUAAUAUAGACAGCCUAUUAACAAAAAACCUGUCUAAAUUAAAAUUAGAACACAUGAACAAAGAAGAAAAAGAGGUCAUAGGUAAUAUCUGUAAGGAAUAUAAAGAUAUUUUUUAUUGUGAGGAUAUCCCCCUGUCAUUUACUAACCAAGUAAAACAUGAAAUCAGGACAUUAAACGAAGAUCCCAUAUUUAUUAGGGCUCAUAGGUUGCCACCGUCCCAAACGGCGGAAAUUAAAAACCAAGUUGAAAAGAUGCUUAAGGAUAACGUGAUACAAGAAUCACACUCCCCCUGGAGUGCCCCGGUUCACCUGGUACCAAAAAAAAUGGAUGCCUCCGGGAAACAAAAGUGGAGAAUGGUCGUCGACUACCGACGACUAAACGAAAUAACGGUAGACGAUAAAUACCCCCUUCCAAAUAUUAGUGAUCUAUUCGACAGUUUAGGCAAGAGUAUGUACUUCACGACCCUGGACCUUGCCAGUGGCUACCAUCAGCUCGAGGUCAAGCCAGAGGAUAGAGCAAAAACUGCCUUCAGCACUCCGUUCGGACAUUACGAAUUCAACAGAAUGCCGUUCGGUCUGAAAACAGCACCUGCCACCUUCCAAAGAGCAAUGGAUAAUGUCCUUAGGGGCCUCCAAGGUAUACACUGCCUAAUUUAUCUUGAUGACGUCAUCAUUUUCUCAAAAAGCCUUACUGAACACGUCCAGAAACUACGUGCGGUAUUUGAUAGAUUCAGACAGACUAAUUUAAAAGUACAACUCGAUAAGUCACAAUUCUUAAGGAAAGAAGUAUUGUACCUAGGACACACGAUUACUAGGGAUGGUUUAAAACCUAAUAACGACAAAAUAGACUCCAUUCUGAACUACCCUAUUCCCAAGACUACAACUGAAAUUAAAAGUUUUCUAGGACUUAUAGGAUAUUAUCGGAAAUUUAUCAAGGAUUUCGCCAAAAUAACAAGACCAUUAACUGUAUGCUUAAAGAAAGGCCGUAAAAUCGAGUUAAACGAUGAAUACAAAAAUAGCUUCGAAACUUGUAAAAAAUUAUUAACCAAUGCACCCCUUUUACAGUUCCCUGACUUUAAAAAACCUUUCAUACUUACUACAGACGCGUCAAAUUACGCAAUAGGAGCUGUUUUAUCGCAGGGACCAUUAGGAUCAGAUAAACCUAUAGCAUAUUUUAGCAAAACAUUAGGCGAUACACAAGCUAAAUACAGUACCAUUGAAAAAGAACUUCUAGCAAUUAUAGAAGGAGUAAAGCACUUUAGGCCGUAUUUAUAUGGCAACAAAUUCACUAUAUAUACAGAUCACAGACCGUUAGCAUGGCUAUACUCUCUAAAAGAACCAAAUAGCAAGUUAACACGCUGGAGAUUACGGUUAGAAGAGUAUGACUUUGAGAUAAAAUAUAAGAAAGGGCCUCAGAAUACAAACGCUGACGCUUUAUCAAGGAUUAGGUUAAACGCUAUAGAUGACGACAUAGAAUCCAUGCUAGUUAACGUAGACGCGGAUAACGAAAGAUUACAGGAUGUAGUAAAAGAAUUAGAAGAAGAUUUAGCCAAGUAUAGCAAUAGGGAAUCAGUUCAGGAAAUCAUGGAAAUCUCGGACUCUGACGAUGGAGCAACAGCCCAUUCAAUAUCAAACCGGGAACAUGAAGGAAUACCCAUACUUAAGGAAGCCAUUGACACAAAACCAAAACAAAUAAUAGUGUACAAAUGGUUCAUGGAUAAACUAUCAGUCAAAGAUAUUUCUAAUAAAAAACAGAGGAUCCUAGAAGUCCAUUUACCACUUAACAAGGAAAAUCUCGUAAAGGAUUUUUUCAAGGAAUAUGUAGACUUUAAACACAAAUAUUUCAUUUACUACGAAGACACAACUUUUAGACCCAUAUUUACAAAUGUAGUUACUCAACUAUACAAAAAGGGUAUGGUUAAUUUAGUAGAAUGUACAGAACGAAUAAUAAACCUAACAAGUUCUGAAAAUGAUCAAAUUGACAUAAUUCGCAAAUAUCAUGAGGGUAAAACAUGCCAUCGAGGUAUAAACGAAACAUACACUCGACUUAGGAGAAAUUAUUGGUGGAACAACAUGAAAGAAACUAUAACCGCCAUUAUUAACGGAUGUGAACAAUGUAAAAAAAUGAAAUAUGAAAGAAAACCGAUUAAACCUCCUAUACAAUUAACACAAACACAGGACGCACCAUUCCAAGAAGUUUUUAUAGACUUACUAUUUAUUGAGAGUAAAUAUUAUUUAACAAUAGUCGACGCUUUUAGUAAAUUAGCACAGGCAAUUCAUAUUCCAAACAGGAGCACACCAGAGGUAGUUAGAGCACUAAUUAAAUACUUUAGUAUGUAUGGCAUACCCCAAAAAAUCAAUAGCGACCCGGGAACAGAAUUUAACAAUGAACUUCUAAAAGAAUUACUUAAAUUUUAUAAAAUAGAAUUACACAUAGGCACCCCAAACAACCCGACUUCAAUGGCAGUAGUCGAAAGAUUCCAUUCGACUAUUAUAGAAAUCUAUCGUCUAGCAAAAUACGAAAGAAGCGAUCAGGACGCGUGUUCAGUUAUGACAUACGCCAUAAUGGCCUAUAACAACACAAUACAUAGAGCCACAAACUUUACUCCCUUCGAAAUAGUAUUUGGUCACACUGAGUCAGGCAAUAUGUUCGACACUGAUAAAGAAUUGAAUUUGUUACAAAAAUUAAUACAGGAUCAUAGGAAACGUUUAAAAAUUUUAUAUGAAUUUGUGAAAGAAAAACUUGAGACGGAUAAAAUACAGGUUAGAGAUAAGAAAGGAGGCGAAGAGCCACCAAAAAUUGAAGUAGGAGAUAAAAUCUUUAUGAAAAAUACUAGGACUAGGAAAGCUAAGGAUUUACCACGAUUUGAAACAGCGGAAGUAAUAGGCGAAUGUAGUAGAAACAUACUACCUGUACAGAUAAAAAAUAGAAAUAGUAAAGUAGCAAUUAAGAAUAUUAAACGCCCUUCACAGGUUGUUCGUGAUGGCGCUAGCACUAGCAAAACAGACACACGGUCUGAAAAUACAAAAGCUAGACCCGAAUCCAGGAAUAGCUCCGAUUCGGAUUGGGACAGCGAUGAAGAAGAUUGAUCACUGGAGUAUUUUUAAGACCCUAGAUUUAGAUUUGAUAGAAAAACAAGUAGAUAAUAAUAUUGGGGAAUAUUAUAGAAUAAAAUCAUCAGCGUUUAAAGAAACUGAAAUUCGCAGAGAAUUAUUCGGAUUAUCAGUUCAAGUAGAAUCUAUAAUUAGUUUAACAAAAGCUAGGUUAGCUCAAAUCUUGCCAACAUACAGAGUAAAGCGUGGUUUAUUAAACCCGUUAGGCUCAAUAAUUAAGGUUAUUUCAGGUAAUCUUGAUAACGAAGAUGCUAUUAAAUAUGACCAAGAAAUAAAUAAAUUAAAAAAUAAAGAACACUGUUUGGAAAAAAAAAUUACAGUAAUGAAGAUCGCUGUCGAAAAAUUAGUCAAUGUCUCAAAUGACAUUAAUCUUAACGUACAACACGUUAACUUCUACAAUAACCGUCUAGGAAUGAUAGUAAAUAAUCAAACUACUCUUCACAGCUCAUUCAGAUUAAUGAAUAGUAUGUAUCAAAUUUUUAAUAACUUUCGAACCUUAUACCAAGUUAUAUAUGAAAUAGAAACAGCUAUUGCCUUUAGCAAAUUACAUACUUUGCAUCAAUUUAUUAUUAACUCAACCGAAUUAUUAAUUACUUUUACAGAAAUAGAAAAACACGCAAACCUAUUGUAUAAAGUUAACGAAUAUAACUUAGUCAACUUAGAACAAAAUAUGUUAAUGAAAUCAUACCUAAUUGAUAAGAAGUUAGUUUUUAUAUUAGAAAUACCUAUUGUAGAAAAUAACACAUAUAAUUAUUACAAAGUUAUGCCCAUCCCUAUCCAUAAUCCCACUACCAACAAAACCCAUGCCAUAAUUCCACAAUACCCUUACCUAAUAGUGAAAAAGUUAAAAUACAUUCCCGUAGCACACCCCUGUGAGGAGAUAAACAGAGACAGAUAUCUCUGCACCAGUGAUGACAUCGUCCAGUACCAGAAUGAACUCUGCAUUGAACAACUGAUGCUCCUGAAAAACAACUACAGUGCUUGCCUACAACGAGAAGUCAAGAUCGAAAAAACGAGAAUCCAGCCCAUCACCGACAGCCAAUGGAUACUGUUUUUCAAGACCAACACAAUACUUACCGAACGAUGCCAAGACGAAACCCGGAAGCACACACUGCACGGCACUUUUAUCUUACUACGAGACCAAAGCUGCGAGAUACAGAUAGACGGAUCGACGCUAUCACCACUAACAAACGCUUCAGCCAUGGAAACCCACGUACCGCCAAUCCAACUACCAGAAUUGGACCAGAAUCGACCCCAGUGGACACCGGUCGACCUACGUAAUGUGGACCUCAGAGACAUAAGUUCAGUGCUUAGUGAUAUAGAAACGGACUACAUGUACAGUGAGGACAAUUUCAGUGUAACAACAAAAAUUAGUGUAUGGACAAUAAGCAUCUACAUCAUAGUUAUCUUAGUUAUUAUUAUGUUAUCAUGGUUAUUUUUAAAAAGGAAUUUUCAUAAGACAACUGUGUUGCCCUUAGAAAAUUCCUCAUUAGGGGAGGGAGGUGUUAGAGACUUGAACCCUCAACAAAUCAGCUUCGUAAGCAACACCCAUUGCUCCACUUAGGGCAUUGCU
This is a messenger RNA of Ostrinia furnacalis (Asian corn borer), 5200 nucleotides long. RefSeq lists its product as uncharacterized. The record is from RefSeq and is a predicted model, not a curated record. The transcript is spliced from 2 exons. Lineage: Eukaryota; Metazoa; Arthropoda; Insecta; Lepidoptera; Crambidae. Bases 3497 to 5191 code for a protein of 564 amino acids.